Messenger RNA from Spodoptera exigua (beet armyworm), 1855 nucleotides. NCBI's taxonomy places the organism in Eukaryota, Metazoa, Arthropoda, Insecta, Lepidoptera, Noctuidae. The record is from the annotation of a GenBank genome assembly.
GAGUGCGCAUGUGUUGGCAAACCUGCUUUGCUUCCUCCAAGCCACGACCCGCGACCGUACCGGACGCCAUUACCACGCCAUCGUACUGUGAAUCUGUCAGUUGUGCGUUUUUCUAUUGAUAAUCUUCGGAUUUUCCGUAGUGUUUUAAGUUCUGUGCUGACGGUUUCUUUUAAUACAAAAAUAUCAAAAUGUCUGACGAAAAGAAGGGAGAAAGCGAACACAUCAACUUGAAAGUAUUAGGCCAAGAUAAUGCAAUUGUGCAGUUCAAAAUCAAAAAACACACACCUCUGAGGAAGUUAAUGAAUGCUUAUUGUGAUCGAGCGGGUCUAUCAAUGCAAGUAGUGCGGUUCCGAUUUGAUGGUCAACCAAUCAAUGAAAAUGACACGCCAACAUCACUUGAGAUGGAAGAAGCAAAUACUGCCCAAUACGCGCAUUUCGUUUUCAACACACUGGACCAAGAUAGAAGCGGCCUGUUAAGUUUUGAGGAGUUUGUAACCGGCUUAUCAAUACUAUCAAGAGGGACAUUAGAAGAAAAGCUUCGAUGGACGUUUUCGCUGUAUGACAUCAAUGGGGAUGGGUGCAUCACUAAGGAAGAAAUGACGGAGAUUGUCACAGCUAUUUACGAUCUAAUGGGAAAGAUAGUGGAGCCAAUGUUGGAAGACGAUGUGAUACGAGAGAAGGUUGAAAGACUGUUUCAGAAAAUGGACUUGAACCGCGACGGAGUUCUGACGCUAGACGAGUUUCUUGAUUGCUGUCUCCGCGACGAGGACAUCUCAAGGUCGAUGGGUGUAUUCGACAGCAACUUCUGACGGCCUGCGGUAGGCGCGCGCGCGUCUACGUGCCGCGUCCCCUGACACCACGCUCUAUCUCCCACUACGUCAUUUUGUACAUAACGAUGAAUCUGCAAUUCUUCAUCAGCCAAUUGAUACGUACGCAAAUAAUGAAAGUAGUUAGGAAAACGAAUGUUAGUAGUGCGGUAUUAUACCACUCGGUGUCAUAGAUUUUGUGUAACCAAACAAAUGGCCAAUCCCAAUAAUUGUUAUUACCAGACCAAUUUAAGAAUGACGUAAAGAAGAUACACGCUGUAUCUUUGAUUGAAUUACGAUGUUAUUGUAAAAAGAAAUGCCUUAUUUAUAAGAAGCUUUAGCGAAAAAGUACUGGAUUCAUAAAAAUGAUGCCAGUUGCUAUGCAUGUAACAAGAAAUGUGGACUUGUUUUGUAUGUAAUAGGUGUGACAUCAACAAGGAAUGAUGUGCGGCUUAUUUUGUACUACUUAAUAAUUAUUUUAGGACCUUUACUAAUUUAGUAGAUUAAGUGUCCAGUUAAGAACUUGUUAUAAUUCCAAUAAUUAUAGUUUUAUCGUAUAUUCUAGCGGUAUUCUUGUCUUCAAUGGGCAAUUUGUUAGACCCUCGCUAGUUUAGUCAGCUUUUAACUGGCUUUGUUCCUUAACAUUCCUUUGACCGGGCUAACAAUGCCCCUGUACUAUUGCAAGCCUUUUUAAUUUCAUUCUUUCGCCAAGAAUAUAGAUAAAUCAUUCUUCUUGCAUAGUUGAAUAGUUCUUACCCGAAUUGCCAUUAUAAAAAUCUAAUCUAUGAAUAUUUUAAUAGAAGUAUUACACAAAAUUUUAAUAGUUCUACUUUACCAAGGCAAUCUACCUAUUAGAAAACAAUCUAAGAUAAUCUAAAUCUAAAUAACUAUUUAAUGUUUUAACUAAAGAUCUCUGUAUUCCAAAUGGUAGUUUUACGUGAAUAUCACUGAUAAUAAUUAAAUUUAAAAUUACAUAUUUUAAAGCUGUUCAACUAGAUAUAGAAUUUCUUCUUGUAAUGUGGAUCAAACAUGAUAAGAUAAAUAAAGUA